This is a messenger RNA of Labeo rohita (rohu), 5983 nucleotides long. RefSeq names its product EMSY transcriptional repressor, BRCA2 interacting (gene emsy). Gene Ontology annotation, cellular component: nucleoplasm. NCBI's taxonomy places the organism in Eukaryota, Metazoa, Chordata, Actinopteri, Cypriniformes, Cyprinidae. Gene Ontology annotation, biological process: regulation of DNA-templated transcription. Bases 196 to 3804 code for a protein of 1202 amino acids. The record is from RefSeq and is a predicted model, not a curated record. The transcript is spliced from 22 exons.
AUGACGACGGGCAUCUUCUGAAAGCUGCCCGACACAGUGCCUGAUCGGAUUCAGCUGUGAGCGCGGCCCGAGUGUUUUGGCGUCGGAUAAACAUGGCGGAGCUGAAGGACUGUGCAGAACUGAAGGAUUUCUUGAAGAUCAUUGGCUCUUAGAGAUACAGAGAGUUUGCAGCGUCAGUCGCAUCUGUCAGAGUUGAUGAUUCAGCAGGAGAAGCCGUUGGCGGGCAGCAUGCCGGUGGUUUGGCCCACGCUGCUCGACCUCAGCAGAGAUGAAUGCAAACGAAUCCUGCGCAAACUGGAGCUGGAAGCGUACGCCGGCGUGAUCAGCGCUCUGCGCGCUCAAGGAGAUCUCACGAAAGACAAGAAGGAGCUGCUGGGAGAACUCACUCGAGUGCUGAGUAUCUCGACAGAGCGGCAUCGAGCGGAGGUGCGCAGAGCCGUGAAUGAUGAACGCCUGACCACCAUCGCUUAUCACAUGUCGGGGCCCAACAGCUCGUCUGAGUGGUCCAUCGAGGGCCGUCGGCUGGUUCCUCUCAUGCCCAGACUGGUUCCUCAGACGGCCUUCACUGUGAUGGCCAAUGCAGUCGCCAACGCCACCGCGCACCAGAACGCCUCGCUGCUGCUGCCCGCCGAAACCGCCAACAAAGAAGUGGUUGUGUGUUACUCGUACACCAGCACCACCUCCACCCCUCCCAGUGCAUCGGCUCCCAGCAGCAGCAGCAGCAGCAGCGCAGCAGCGGCCGUUAAAUCCCCUCGACCCGCCAGCCCUGCCUCCAACGUGGUGGUGCUGCCCAGCGGGAGUACGGUCUACGUCAAGAGCGUGAGCUGCUCCGACGAGGACGAGAAACCCCGUAAGAGGCGGAGAACCAACUCGUCUAGCUCCUCCCCCGUGCUGCUGAAGGAGGUGCCUAAAGUGGUCGCGCCCAUUUCCAAAACCAUCACGGUUCCGGUGAGCGGCAGCCCCAAGAUGAGCAACCUGAUGCAGAGCAUCGCCAACUCGCUGCCGCCGCACAUGUCGCCGGUGAAGAUCACCUUCACCAAACCCUCCACCCAGACCACCAACACCACCACACAGAAGGUGAUAAUCGUGACGACGUCUCCCAGCUCCAACUUCGUGCCAAACAUCUUGUCCAAGUCGCACAACUACGCGGCCGUGUCGAAGCUGGUGUCGAGCGCCGCGCUGACCGCGUCCAACCAGAAACAGACCAUGGUGAUCUCAGCCAGCUCCAGCGCGGCCCCGGGGCCCAGUCCUGUCGCCGUCACGACCGUAGUGUCCUCCACACCUUCAGUGGUGAUGUCCACCAUCGCGCAGGGCGGGUCGUCCGCGGCGGUGAAGGUGGCUUCCACCCGUCUGCCGUCGCCCAAGGCUCUGGUCAGCUCUCCGUCUCAGAUCCUGCAGAUUCCCAAAGCGCAGCAGCAGACGGCGGUUCAGGCUGCGUCUCCUAAAGGCCUGCAGGCCACAUCCAUCUCCUCUCCUCAGAGCGCCGGCGCCGCCGGAGCCAAACCCACCAUUCAGAUCAAACAGGAGUCUGGAGUGAAGAUCAUCACGCAGCAGAUGCAGCCCAGUAAGAUCUUACCCAAACCCUCCAGUGCGGCUCUGCCCAGCAGUAGCUCCGCCCCCAUCAUGGUGGUCAGCAGCAACGGCGCCAUCAUGACCACCAAACUGGUGUCCACUCCCACAGGCACUCAGGCGACGUACACACGGCCGUCCGUCAGUCCUGCUAUCGGCGCACGUGUGGCCACGUCUCCCGCCGGAGCCACGUACGUCAAAACCACCAGCGGCAGCAUCAUCACGGUCGUGCCCAAGUCUCUAGCCUCGCUCAGCGGGAAGAUCAUCACCACCAACAUGGUGUCGGGAACCACCACUAAGAUCACCACCAUCCCCAUGACCUCCAAACCCAACGUCAUCGUGGUGCAGAAGACCACCGGCAAAGGGACGACCAUCCAGGGUCUGCCGGGGAAGAACGUGGUGACGACGCUGCUGAACGCGGGGGGAGAGAAGACCCUGCAGGCCGUGCCAGGAGCCAAACCCGCCAUCAUCACCGCAUCACGGCCCAUCACCAAAAUGAUCGUGACGCAGCCCAAGAGCCUCGGCGCAGGCGUCCAGCCGUCCACUACCACCAAAAUCAUCCCCACCAAGAUCGUCUACGGACAGCAGGGCAAAACACAGGUCCUCAUCAAGCCCAAGCCCAUGGCGUUUCAGACGGCGGUGGUGAGCGAACAGGCCCGUCAGCUGGUCAGCGAGACGCUGCAGCAGGUCACACGGAGCGUAGAAUCCGCUACUGCAUCCGGCCAGGAGGGGGCGCCCAAGGACGACUCAUCCUCGUAUACGGAGGGCAGCCCGGUGUCGUCUGACAGCACUCACGACUCUCAGCCGGUGGUGCACGUGAUCACCUCCAGAGGGCAGGAGUGGACGGAGCAGGAGGUGGCAGUGGAAGCGAGUCCCACCAUCAUUUACCAAGACGUGACGGGAGAGUCUCAGUCGGCCACGUCCACCAUCAAAGCCCUGCUGGAGCUGCAGCAGACCAGCGUAAAAGAGAAGAGCGACGCCAAACCGCGCCAGCACACCAUCGACCUGAGCCAGAUGGCAGUGCCGAUCCCGGUGACGGCGGAGAGGAGACAGUCACCGGAGCCGUCGGGUCAGAGCGCGGGAGAGACGGACGCCGUCACUGAAUACAUCCCCAUCGCUGUUUCAGGUAAAGUGUGUAAGGCUGUGAUCACAGGAGACGUCGCUGCAUCCAGCAGCCAGAGUCAGGCAGUGUCCCUUCCGCCAUCAGCAGUGCCGACGACAGCCAAGAGCAGCACCACCGCAUCCGCUGCCUCAGGACAUGCAACACAACAGGUGGAGGCGUGUGUGCCGCAGGUGAAGCCGCUGCAGGAGCAGAUGGUGGUGGAGGAGGGCGAGUUAGAGGGCGACACUCUGGAUCCUCAGACGGGUCUGUUCUACCGCUCGUCUCAGCAGCACCGCAGUCCUCCGCCCAAACCUGCGGCCGGCCCGUCUGACACGCCCACUUCCUCUAAGAGGGCGGAGCCGCUCACGGCCAGAGUCUCCAUACAGAGAGUUGCCGCGUCUGCGUCUGUAGGCCCUCAGCUGGCGGCGGCGCUCGUCUCCUCGAACCCUCCACACACACCGCAGCUGCCCAAACUGCAGCAGGCGCCCUCCUCACACCACCGGCCCAACACACACACGCAGCUGUCGCAGCCGCCGCCGUUGCAGGCGCAUCACCCCGUGGGCUCCAGCAAGACGCCCAGCAGCAGCCAGGUGCAGCAGCCAAUCAUCACGCAGGGCGCGGCCGUCACCAAGAUCACGUUCGGCAGUCAUCAGUGUCCGCCCGUGUCCAGCAGCGGCGAGGCGUCGGUCAAGCUCCAGCCGGAGUCCAGCUCCAGUCUGACGACGACAGAGAAGACCUCCUCCUCCGUCUCAGACAUCCUGAAGAUCUCCAUGAUGGAGGCAGAGAUCGACCCCAGCGUGGAGCCCAUGGUGGUGGACUCGUCCAGCGACUGCGGGCCGCUGACCAAAACGCCGACCGCCUCGCCGCUCAUCAGCAGCUCCAAACAGACGCUCGCUCACGGGCCCUUCGGCCGCGUCAAGAGCAAAGACCUGGACAUCAUACAGGUGAUCCCGCAGUACUCCAUCAUGCCCGACUCCAGCCAGUCUAACGUGGUGGUGGAGCCCAGCGGAUUCCUGGAGAUCACCGACUACACCAGCCAGCGCCUGGACGAGGAGGCCGCCAUGGAACAGGAAGUGGACAGCAGCAACGACGAGGGGGCGGCGGCCAGCCCCAUGGCCGACCAAUCACAGUGAAGCGUGUGGAUUUGAUUAUUUCAGAGGAGAGAGACCUUCUGUUUGUUCUUCAUCACGGCUGUAUAGAGAAUCAUGCAGUGAGUUUGUGCUUUAGAGCGAAACCUUACUUUGUGGAGAAUCCGAUUCCUGACCGAACGAUAGGAACGUUUGUGUUGAUUUCUACUUAAAGGGACAGUUCACCCAAAAAUGACCAUUCUGUCUUCAUUUACCGAUCAAACCUGUGUGUUUCUUUCUUCUGCUGAGCACAAAAGAACACGUGAUGAAGAAUGUUAGUGAACAAACAGCCAUUGGUAGUCAUUGCAUGGCAUACUAGGGGAAAAAAUACUAUGGAAGACUUUAACUACCCGGUUACCAACAUUUUGAAAAAAUGGAUAAACACGACAGAAGAUAUUUCAUAGGGCCCUAAAAUGUCAAACCCUAAAUAAACCCUAAAUAAAUAUUUUGAAAAAUGUGUGCAAUCAAACAGCUGACGGUAGCCAUUGACUUCUACAGUAUGGAAAAAAAAAAUACUAUACGAAGUCAGUGGGGACCAAAAUAUCAACAUUUCAUGCAAGAGAUUUCACAUAGCCCUGAAAAUAUAAUUUUUGUCAAAAAUGGUAAAAUGGUAAAAAAAGGUAGCCAUUGACUUCCAUACUAGGAAAAAAAAAAUAUGGGAGUCAAUAGGGACCAAAAUAACUUUGGUUGUGUUUAACAAUUCAUGCAAGAUAUUUCACAUAAAAUUUAAUUUUUGUUAAAAAUGUUAAGAAUGUUAGUAAUCAAACAGCUGACGGUAGCCAUUGACGUCCAUACUAGGAAAAAAACACUAUGGAAGUCAUUGACUACCAGGUUACCAGCAUUUUUAAAAAUAUGUUGUAUGAGCUGAUAAACACGACAGAAGAUAUUUCAUAGGGCCCUAAAAUGUCUUUUUUGUACAAAAACUAAAUAAAUAUUUUUAAAAAAUCUGUGCCAUUGACUUCUGUAGUAUGGAAAAAAAUACUAUACGAAGUCAGUGGGGACCGAAAUAUCAACAUUUCAUGCAACGGAUUUCACUUAGUGUUGAAAAUAUAAUUUUUGUUAAAAAUGUUGGGAAUGUUAGUAACCAAAUAACUGACGGCAGCCGUUAACUUUUUGACGGAAGAUAUUUCAUAGGGCCCUAAUAUUACAUUUUUUGUAAACAAACAAACAAACUAAAUAAAUACUUUAAAAAAUGUGUGUAACCAAACAGUUGAUGGUAGCCAUUGACUUCUAUGGCAUGGAAAAACAUAUUAUAUGGACCAAAAUAUCACAUAGUCCCAAAAGUACAAUUUAUUGUUGUUAAAAAUGUUAAGAUUGUUAGUAAUCAAACAGCUGACGGUAGCCAUUGACGUCCAUACUAGGAAAAAAACACUAUAGGAGUCAAUGGCUACCAGGUUACCAGCAUUUUUAAAAAUAUGUUGUAUGAAUUGAUAAACAUGACAGAAGAUAGUUCAUAGGGCCCUAAAAUGUUAUUUUUGCUAAAAAAAAAAAACAAAAAACAAAACGAAAUAAAUAUUGACGGUAGCCAUUGACCGCUAUAGUAUGAAAAAACAUAGUAUACGUUUAAGUCAGUUGGGACCAAAAUAUCAACAUUUCAUGCAAGAUAUUUCAUAUUUCCCUAAAAGUACAAUUUUGGUUAAAAAUGUUAGUAACCAAAAAGCCAUUGACUUUCAUAGUAAGGAAAAAAAUGCUAUGGGAGUCAAUGGAGACCAAAAUAUCUUCUGUUGUUUUUAACAAUUCACGCAGAGCCCUAAAAAUAUCAUUUUUGUUAAAAAUGUUACAAAUAUUAGUAACCAAAAAGCUGACGGUAGCCAUUGACUUUCAUAGUAAGGAAAAAAAGGGGACCAAGAGCUGUUUGUUCACCAACAUUCUUCAAAAUAUUGAAGUAAAUGGUGACAGAGGGGUCACUUUGCCUGAACAGUCUCUUUAGUUUAUAGUUUUAAGUAGAGCUGAUGGACUGGAACCUUCCAGAUGAUGAUGAUGAUGAUGAUGACGAUGACGAGCGCUGCUUCAUCAGGACGUUUUGUGACUCCGCCUCCGCUUGUGUUCUGCUCUCCGAUUGGUGUAAAUAGCGUUUGACGGUCGUGCCCUCGCUCAUGUAAAGCAGUGUCUCAUUUGAGUCUGGUUUGUGCUCGAUGGAUGUACCGCUCAGCAUUUUAACUCUAUAAACUUUACUACAAAGCUC